CGAGGUCGUAUAGUUAGCAAAGCAAAGCGGCUGAUGAAGAAGUGACCUGGUAAGUCGCAACCAUUCUUCCUUCCUUAGGACUAGACAACCCCAACCCAACCCAAAAUCCGAGUAUGGGUCUGCCGGAGGUUGUUGAAGUUGCUCGGAGUUUCGCCGUGAUGAUCAGAGUUGAGGGCCCGGACCCAAAAGGAUUAAAGAUGAGAAAACAUGCUUUUCAUCAUUACAUCUCAGGGAAAACCACUCUUUCAUCAUCUGGAAUCAUAUUGCCUAGUUCCUUUGAUGUUAGCAGGGAGCCAAUGUCAUUGGUUAUAACAGUUGCAUCAAUAGUCGAGCCAUUUCUUUCAUCAAAGCACAGGGAUCAGAUUGACCAGGUCAAACCAGAUUUGAUUCCUGGUGCGCGGAUUGAUAUAAUGGUAGAGGGGAAUGCUACAAAGUCUGACACUGAAACUCUUCAUUGGCUACCUGCUCAACUUAUAGCUUUGGUCGACAUCCCUGCUUCAUCUGUCGCUCUCCAAUCUUUAGUGGGUGGAUCAUUGGAUCAUGGCUGGGAAGUUGGUUGGACUUUGGCCUCUUACAAUCAACCAUAUUUUGAUGCUACACAGAAGGAGGAGGCAGUCAAAAGUCAAGUUGAACCAAGUCUAAAUGGAACUCGAAUUGCUAUACUGAAAGCUUCUUCAACAAGUUUUGAGGAUCUGCCAAAGCUGAAGACAUCAUCAGCCGGAAAUAAGAGGGGUGAUCUUGUUGUAGCAAUGGGUGCUCCAUUUGGUGUAUUGUCUCCUGCUCAUUUCUGUAACAGUAUAUCAGUUGGCUAUGUUUCCAACUGCUACCCUCCUACUUCCUCCAAAGCAUCACUGUUGAUGGCAGACAUUCGGUGUCUUCCUGGAAUGGAAGGUAGUCCAGUUUUUGGGGAACAAUCAGAGAUUGUUGGUAUGCUUACAAGACCACUGAGACAAAGGGGUACUGGUGCUGAAGUCCAGCUUGUAAUUCCAUGGGAAGCCAUUAUAAAGACCUGUGCCGGAUUCCUACCAACCAACACAACCACCCUGAAAGAAGAUUCAGUGAAACAUCCAAAUCCUGUUGAGCUGGCAAUGUCUUCUAUAUGUCUUAUCACUAUCAAUGAUGGUGUGUGGGCAUCUGGUGUUUUACUUAACAACCAUGGACUUAUUCUCACAAAUGCUCACCUUCUGGAGCCAUGGAGGUUUAAGAAAACAGCACCCAGUCAUAAAACCGUGUCAAAUAUCUUUUUUACCCCUUCAAAUGAUACGGCGGCCUUUGAAUCUAAGAGAAAUCAUCAGAGCAUACGGGUUCGUGUGGAUUAUUUGGAGCGUUGGAUUUGGUGUGAUGCAAGCGUAGUCUACGUUUCUAAAGGUCCUCUGGACAUUGCAGUGUUGCAACUUGAGUUUGUGCCUGAUAAACUUGUACCUAUUGUUAUGGAUUUCACUUGUCCCUCUCCUGGAUCAAAGGUUUAUGUUACUGGACAUGGGCUUUUUGGACCUCGUUGUGAUUUUCUUCCUUCAUCUUGUGUUGGAGUGGUAGCAAAAGUAGUUAAAGCACAAGGAGAGGCACCGGCAAUGAUUGAAACAACAGCCGCCGUGCAUCCUGGUGGUAGUGGUGGUGCUGUUCUUAAUUCGGAUGGUCAUAUGAUCAGUCUUGUUACAAGCAAUGCUAGGCAUGGUGGGGGCACUGUGAUACCUCAUUUAAACUUCAGCAUUCCAUGUGCAGCAUUGGAGCCAGUUUUCAACUUCUCAAAAGUAGACAUGAAGGAUUUAUCGAUCUUGGAAGAUCUUGACCGACCCAAUGAACAUCUGUCUGCGGUAUGGGCAUUGAUGCCACCCGUAUCCCCCAAGCCCAGAUCACGUGGAGAUGGCAUUAAAGAUCCCAAGGGUUCAAGAUUUGCGAAGUUUAUAGCUGAAACACAACUUUUAAAACCAACAUCUCCGCCUGACAAGACGGGUCUUGCUUCUUCAAAAGUUCUUCCUAGCAAGUUGUGACAAAAAACAGUAAUCACGUCGUUUCUUGGCCAAGAAUAUGUGAUUUGUUGUAAUGUAUUAUAAUCAAAUGUAUAAACUCUUAAUAUAUCUAUUUGCUAAUAAUAUUGCAUUAUUGUCCCAA
This is a messenger RNA of Helianthus annuus (common sunflower), 2112 nucleotides long. Its product is annotated as glyoxysomal processing protease, glyoxysomal. Lineage: Eukaryota; Viridiplantae; Streptophyta; Magnoliopsida; Asterales; Asteraceae. The coding region runs from base 114 to 1991 and encodes 625 amino acids. The record is from RefSeq and is a predicted model, not a curated record. Gene Ontology annotation, cellular component: peroxisome. The transcript has 14 exons. Gene Ontology annotation, molecular function: serine-type endopeptidase activity. Gene Ontology annotation, biological process: protein processing.